This is a messenger RNA of Mytilus californianus (California mussel), 1213 nucleotides long. RefSeq names its product U6 snRNA-associated Sm-like protein LSm7. Bases 79 to 423 code for a protein of 114 amino acids. Gene Ontology annotation, biological process: nuclear-transcribed mRNA catabolic process; mRNA splicing, via spliceosome. NCBI's taxonomy places the organism in Eukaryota, Metazoa, Mollusca, Bivalvia, Mytilida, Mytilidae. Gene Ontology annotation, molecular function: RNA binding. Gene Ontology annotation, cellular component: spliceosomal tri-snRNP complex; Lsm1-7-Pat1 complex; U6 snRNP. The transcript has 4 exons. The record is from RefSeq and is a predicted model, not a curated record.
AACUGUUUCAUUUACUUCCCUUGGUCGUAUCCGGUUUUAAUUUCAUUUUGCCGGCAACGAAAUUUGCACGUUUUGAAAAUGUCACAAAAACCACAACAGCAGCUUACCGAUAGAGACAGAGACAGAGAAAAGAAAAAGAAAGAAACUAUUCUAGACUUAUCUAAAUACUUAGAUAAACCCAUUAGAGUGAAAUUUAGUGGAGGAAGAGAAGCAAGUGGAGUUUUGAAAGGUUAUGAUCCACUGCUAAAUUUAGUAUUAGAUGGUUGUACAGAGUAUCUGAGAGAUCCUGAUGAUCCAUACAAACUUACAGAAGACACCAGGCAGCUAGGUUUAGUGGUAUGUCGAGGAACAUCUGUAGUUUUAAUUUGUCCUGCAGAUGGCAUGGAAGCCAUUGCAAAUCCUUUCAUUCAGCAAGAUGGAUGAAAAAUUUAGGAAUUUUUUUAGCAAAUAUAAUUAACAUUUUGACAAGAAGCAGUGCUUAGAUGGGGACCUUGAGAAUGUACAUAUAGUGCACUGUGAACUUACUCAGACUCUGAUGAUCUGAUAUAUAGUUUUUAUAACUUGUUUGUUAUUGUACAAAUAGUACUGUAAAUUGUGUUAUGAAUAAUGCCUAGGUAAAACAGAACUGACAGAAAAUAAAAGUCCUUUUAGUUAUUAUUGUAUUACAGUAACUGUUAAAAAUAAAGGUAUCAGUUAAGUUACCAACUGUUUAGUAAAUAAGUUUAAAUCUGCAUUUUUAUAUAAAAGAGUAUCCCGUUAUCCAUUCUUAACCUUUCUGUUAUUACCUCGUUUUUUCUAUUUUUAAUAGAAUUAUUUCCCCUUUUGUAACUGAAUUUCAAAUGACAUUUUUUUUAUAUAUUCUAUAUACUAUUCAAUUUCACACAAACAUCUGAUUUCUUCUUUCACUUUAAGAUUCAUAUCAAUGAAAUACAUAAUUUUUCUAAUACUGCUCUAUUUAUACCAUGUAGAGGAUACAAAAUAGGGGAGAUAACUUUGGAAUUUUUUUAUAUAUAUAUUCCAAAACAUUGCUUAUAAAUGAUGAUUGCUCAGAUACAUGUAUAUAGGUGCAAAGGACAAAAUCACAUAACCUAAGACAUGAAAAUUCUGGUAUUCAUGAAAUUGAUUGAAUCCUGUACUCUUAUUCAUUUCAUACACAUAUGUUUCAUUUCAUAUUUGGUGUUUUUACAUGGAUGCUGAAUAAACUGAAAAGAUA